Messenger RNA from Manduca sexta (tobacco hornworm), 634 nucleotides. RefSeq lists its product as uncharacterized. The record is from RefSeq and is a predicted model, not a curated record. NCBI's taxonomy places the organism in Eukaryota, Metazoa, Arthropoda, Insecta, Lepidoptera, Sphingidae. The coding region runs from base 54 to 599 and encodes 181 amino acids. The transcript has 4 exons.
CAUGUUGCGCGCUGCGGCUCAAGACGGAGCGCAGCCACGCGCGGACUGCCGAAAUGCGCAGGCAACCAUCCGACCCCCCUCGAGAGUGCCAAGUGCGGUUCACGACUCCCACGGACUCGAGCGGAAGUGACCUCAGCGCCCAGUCCGACGUCACUAAGGAGGAAGACAAGGACAGUGACCACAAGGAGGGGAGUGAAGCGAGCGAGAUGAGAGACAUCUCUAAAUACAAGCGGGACGAGGAUGAAGUCGAUAGCGGGGUUGAGAGCACUAGGACGAACGAGGCCGCCACGACGCCCGAGAUCGUGGUGUCGUGCAGCGCGUCGGAGUACAGCGAGGCGGAGUGGGCGGAGUCGCGCACGCGCGAGCCGGCGUGCCUGCACGGCGACGGGUUCGACCUGGGGCCGCUGCACGACAUCACGCAGCUGCAACUGCUGGACCGCUGCCGCGUCUCCGUAUACAGAGAACACCAUCGUGAGAUCUUGAAGACGCAAAGCGUGCGUCGUUGCAUGAUGUUCAUCGCCAAAAUGAAGAAACACAUCCUGAGCAAAGUCCAUCUCACUCUGGAGAAACCAGAUGUAAGUGUGACAUUUCAGCUUUAAGAAUAAGUUAUGCUAAUUACACAAAAAUGUUAUUA